Procambarus clarkii (red swamp crayfish) is the source of this 3786-nucleotide messenger RNA. NCBI's taxonomy places the organism in Eukaryota, Metazoa, Arthropoda, Malacostraca, Decapoda, Cambaridae. The record is from RefSeq and is a predicted model, not a curated record.
AUGGAGAAUCGGUUAACAGAAGAACUGGCUACUCCCCACGGCAAUAUUCACAUGAACACAGACUCAGAAAGCAGCCAGUCAGUAGAGGAGACCAGUCGGAAAAUUCGCUAUCUUGGCCAUUCCGGUCUCUUCUACAUUAUUCCUAACUCCCCAACUGCUUCACAUUUGGACUUGAAAAAACGGUCUGAAAGACCUGAAAAAAACAGAGAGAGUGAGCCUCCUGCCGUCCACAAGAGCCUCCUGCCGUCCACAAGAGCCUCCUGCCGUCCACAAGAGAUCUCCUGCCGUCCACAAGAGAUCUCCUGCCGUCCACUUAAGCCUCCUGCCGUCCACAAGAGACCUCCUACCGUCCACAAGAGAUCUCCUGCCGUCCACAAGAGAUCUCCUGCCGUCCACUUAAGCCUCCUGCCGUCCACAAGAGAUCUCCUGCCGUCCACAAGAGCCUCCUGCCGUCCACAAGAGCCUCCUGCCGUCCACAAGAGAUCUCCUGCCGUCCACUUAAGCCUCCUGCCGUCCACAAGAGAUCUCCUGCCGUCCACAAGAGCCUCCUGCCGUCCACAAGAGACCUCCUACCGUCCACAAGAAACCUCCUGCCGUCCACAAGAGACCUCCUACCGUCCACAAGAGCCUCCUGCCGUCCACAAGAGACCUCCUACCGUCCACAAGAGACCUCCUGCCGUCCACAAGAGCCUCCUACCGUCCACAAGAGACCUCCUACCGUCCACAAGAGACCUCCUCCGUCCACAAGAGCCUCCUGCCGUCCACAAGAGAUCUCCUACCGUCCACAAGAGACCUCCUGCCGUCCACAAGAGACCUCCUGCCGUCCACAAGAGCCUCCUGCCGUCCACAAGAGCCUCCUGCCGUCCACAAGAGAUCUCCUGCCGUCCACAAGAGACCUCCUGCCGUCCACAAGAGCCUCCUGCCGUCCACAAGAGAUCUCCUGCCGUCCACAAGAGACCUCCUGCCGUCCACAAGAGCCUCCUGCCGUCCACAAGAGACCUCCUACCGUCCACAAGAGAUCUCCUGCCGUCCACAAGAGCCUCCUGCCGUCCACAAGAGCCUCCUGUCCACAAGAGAUCUCCUGCCGUCCACAAGAGCCUCCUGCCGUCCACCCUCCUGCCGUCCACAAGAGACCUCCUGCCGUCCACAAGAGCCUCCUGCCGUCCACAAGAGACCUCCUACCGUCCACAAGAGAUCUCCUGCCUCCUCCUGCCGUCCACAAGAGCCUCCUGCCGUCCACCGUCCACAAGAGACCUCCGUCCACAAGAGAUCUCCUGUCCACAAGAGCCUCCUGCCGUCCACAAGAGCCUCCUGCCGUCCACAAGAGCCUCCUGCCGUCCACAAGAGCCUCCUGCCGUCCACAAGAGCCUCCUACCGUCCACAAGAGACCUCCUACCGUCCACAAGAGACCUCCUGCCGUCCACAAGAGCCUCCUGCCGUCCACAAGAGCCUCCUACCGUCCACAAGAGAUCUCCUGCCGUCCACAAGAGCCUCCUGCCGUCCACAAGAGCCUCCUGCCGUCCACAAGAGCCUCCUGCCGUCCACAAGAGCCUCCUGCCGUCCACAAGAGCCUCCUGCCGUCCACAAGAGCCUCCUGCCGUCCACAAGAGCCUCCUGCCGUCCACAAGAGCCUCCUGCCGUCCACAAGAGCCUCCUACCGUCCACAAGAGACCUCCUACCGUCCACAAGAGACCUCCUACCGUCCACAAGAGACCUCCUGCCGUCCACAAGAGCCUCCUGCCGUCCACAAGAGCCUCCUGCCGUCCACAAGAGACCUCCUGCCGUCCACAAGAGUCCUGCCGUCCACAAGAGCCUCCUGCCGUCCACAAGAGACCUCCUACCGUCCACAAGAGCCUCCUGCCGUCCACAAGAGACCUCCUACCGUCCACAAGAGACCUCCUACCGUCCACAAGAGCCUCCUGCCGUCCACAAGAGCCUCCUACCGUCCACAAGAGACCUCCUACCGUCCACAAGAGCCUCCUGCCGUCCACAAGAGACCUCCUACCGUCCACAAGAGACCUCCUGCCGUCCACAAGAGACCUACCGUCCACAAGAGACCUCCUACCGUCCACAAGAGCCUCCUGCCGUCCACAAGAGACCUCCUACCGUCCACAAGAGACCUCCUACCGUCCACAAGAGCCUCCUGCCGUCCACAAGAGACCUCCUGCCGUCCACAAGAGACCUCCUGCCGUCCACAAGAGACCUCCUGCCGUCCACAAGAGACCUCCUACCGUCCACAAGAGACCUCCUGCCGUCCACAAGAGACCUCCUGCCGUCCACAAGAGCCUCCUGCCGUCCACAAGAGACCUCCUACCGUCCACAAGAGACCUCCUGCCGUCCACAAGAGACCUCCUACCGUCCACAAGAGACCUCCUACCGUCCACAAGAGACCUCCUACCGUCCACAAGAGCCUCCUGCCGUCCACAAGAGACCUCCUGCCGUCCACAAGAGACCUCCUACCGUCCACAAGAGACCUCCUACCGUCCACAAGAGACCUCCUGCCGUCCACAAGAGACCUCCUACCGUCCACAAGAGCCUCCUACCGUCCACAAGAGACCUCCUACCGUCCACAAGAGACCUCCUACCGUCCACAAGAGACCUCCUGCCGUCCACAAGAGACCUCCUGCCGUCCACAAGAGACCUCCUGCCGUCCACAAGAGACCUCCUGCCGUCCACAAGAGACCUCCUGCCGUCCACAAGAGCCUCCUACCGUCCACAAGAGCCUCCUGUCCACAAGAGCCUCACCGUCCACAAGAGCCUCCUGCCGUCCACAAGAGACCUCCUGCCGUCCACAAGAGACCUCCUGCCGUCCACAAGAGACCUCCUGCCGUCCACAAGAGACCUCCUGCCGUCCACAAGAGACCGUCCACAAGAGCCUCCUACCGUCCACAAGAGCCUCCUGCCGUCCACAAGAGACCUCCUACCGUCCACAAGAGCCUCCUGCCGUCCACAAGAGACUCCUACCGUCCACAAGAGACCUCCUACCGUCCACAAGAGCCUCCUGCCGUCCACAAGAGACCUCCUACCGUCCACAAGAGCCUCCUGCCGUCCACAAGAGACCUCCUACCGUCCACAAGAGCCUCCUACCGUCCACAAGAGACCUCCUCCACAAGAGCCGUCCACAAGAGACCUCCUGCCGUCCACAAGAGACCUCCUACCGUCCACAAGAGCCUCCUACCGUCCACAAGAGCCUCCUACCGUCCACAAGAGCCUCCUGCCGUCCACAAGAGACCUCCUGCCGUCCACAAGAGACCUCCUACCGUCCACAAGAGACCUCCUACCGUCCACAAGAGCCUCCUACCGUCCACAAGAGACCUACCGUCCACAAGAGCCUCCUACCGUCCACAAGAGACCUCCUACCGUCCACAAGAGACCUCCUACCGUCCACAAGAGCCUCCUACCGUCCACAAGAGCCUCCUGCCGUCUAUUAGCGCCCUCCUACCGUCCACAAGAGCCUCCUGCCGUCCACAAGAGCCUCCUGCCGUCCACAAGAGACCUCCUACCGUCCACAAGAGACCUCCUACCGUCCACAAGAGACCUCCUACCGUCCACAAGAGACCUCCUACCGUCCACAAGAGACAAGAGACCUCCUACCGUCCACAAGAGCCUCCUGCCGUCCACAAGAGACCUCCUGCCGUCCACAAGAGAUCUCCUACCGUCCACAAGAGAUCUACCGUCCACAAGAGACCUCCUACCGUCCACAAGAGCCUCCUACCGUCCACAAGAGACCUCCUACCGUCCACAAGAGCCUCCUACCGUCCACAUGAGCCUCCUGCCGUCUAUUAG